Messenger RNA from Gymnodraco acuticeps, 1733 nucleotides. RefSeq names its product mucin-5AC-like. NCBI's taxonomy places the organism in Eukaryota, Metazoa, Chordata, Actinopteri, Perciformes, Bathydraconidae. The transcript has 4 exons. The record is from RefSeq and is a predicted model, not a curated record. Bases 156 to 1733 code for a protein of 525 amino acids.
CAGGCGUCAUUAAAGCAGGAAGAACCGGUUCUGUUUUGUACAACAGCGUUAAACUGCGCUUCUUUUUAAUAAAGUUUUCCUCAAUAGUGUACCGAAUAUUCACCAGGCUGUGGGUCAGUACUACAGAGAGAUACGCUCAUGGAUAAAUAGUCAUCAUGAACAGUGGGGUCUUUCUCAGCCUGCUGGCAGCUCUCUGCCUACCUCUUUUCUUGGUCACAGUCUCUAUCGAGGCUCCUGCAAUCGACACAAAUGCUUUGACCAUUGCCUCACCGGAGGUCAGUAACCCCUCAACACCUCAGCCUAUCAUUUGGGCAGAUACACCAACAACUAAAACAUCCAUCUCUCAAACUCCACCCACUGCAUUUACUUCAACUGGGGUAACACUCUCCAGCUCCAACAGUAGACAUGAAACCGCAGGAUCUUCAAUAAUGGCAACUGUAACUGGAGACAAAUCAGGAACAUCAGAUGUGAUUGAGGAAAUAGUUACAGAAUUACCAGUGGAAAUUCUAACCUUAAUAAUUGGCUUUGUCAAUGAACGGACCGCUGCAACAAUAUCCAAAGCAUUCACCACAAAACUCAGGCCAACUGCAAGUCAUACCACAAUGCCAACUGAGAUUAAUUUACCAACAGCAACACCAUCACAAAGGACACAGGCUAAAACACAAAGCACAUCCACAGCAACAAAAUCCAAUACAAUACCAGCAUCCAAAGCUUCAACACCAUCAUCAACAUCAAUAUCAUCAGCAUUUGAGGAUUUAUCAACGGUGACUACAGCCCAACAAACUACACAAUCUACAGCUACAGCGUCCACAACCUCAAAUUCAGCACAAAGUACAGCACCUGAGGAUUCACCAACAGUGAAUACAACACUUUGUAUUGCAACACAAUCUGUGUCCACAUCAGCAACAACCAUAACCCAAAGUACAGCAUCUGAGGAUUCUUCAACGCAAAGACCAUCACAAACUACACUCAUAACUUCAAAAUCCACUCACAGUACAGCAUCGGAGGAUUCACCAACUGUAACAUCAUUUACAACACAAAGUAUGAUCACAUCUACACCAACACAAUCUAUUCUAAUAACAACAGAAUCUGCAUCAACAUCAACCGCAAGUACAACAUCUGAGCAUUCACCUACAGUGACUACAACACCAUCUAUUGCAACAUCAUCAACAACACAAAGUGUGAUCGCAACUACACAGACGCAAUCUAUUCUGCCCACAGUUGAAUUAGCAACAACAUCAACCCAGAGUUCACCAUCCGAAGGUUCAGAAACCCAAAGACCAACACAAAUUACAGCUAUAACCUCACAAUCAGCACAAAGUACAGCCUCUGAGGACUCACCAACAGUGACUACAACACUUUCUAUUGCAACAGCAUCCACAACAGAAUCUGUGUCCACAUCAGCAACAACCAUAACCCAAAGUACAGCAUCUGAGGAUUCUUCAACGCAAAGACCAUCACAAACUACACUCAUAACUUCAAAAUCCACUCACAGUACAGCAUCGGAGGAUUCACCAACUGUAACAUCAUUUACAACACAAAGUAUGAUCACAUCUACACCAACACAAUCUAUUCUAAUAACAACAGAAUCUGCAUCAACAUCAACCGCAAGUACAACAUCUGAGCAUUCACCUACAGUGACUACAACACCAUCUAUUGCAACAUCAUCAACAACACAAAGUGUGAUCGCAACUACACAGACGCAAUCUGUUCUGCCCACACAACAACCAUAA